This is a messenger RNA of Anoplopoma fimbria (sablefish), 2673 nucleotides long. RefSeq names its product glutamate receptor, metabotropic 3 (gene grm3). NCBI's taxonomy places the organism in Eukaryota, Metazoa, Chordata, Actinopteri, Perciformes, Anoplopomatidae. Gene Ontology annotation, biological process: regulation of synaptic transmission, glutamatergic; G protein-coupled glutamate receptor signaling pathway. The record is from RefSeq and is a predicted model, not a curated record. Gene Ontology annotation, molecular function: group II metabotropic glutamate receptor activity. The transcript has 11 exons. Bases 1 to 2667 code for a protein of 888 amino acids. Gene Ontology annotation, cellular component: membrane.
AUGGUGGCCAGCGUUUCCACUCUGAUCUUGGUCGUUAUGUGUCGGGGCGUCCUACUCUCGGUUGGAGACCCGCCUCAGUCCCGCCGGGAGGUCCGCAUCGAGGGAGACCUGGUGCUCGGCGGUCUGUUCCCUGUGCACGAGAAAGGUGCCGGCAUGGAGGAGUGUGGGCGUGUGAACGAGGACAGAGGGAUCCAGAGGCUGGAGGCCAUGCUGUUUGCCAUUGACAGAAUCAAUCAGGACAGCAUUUUGUUGCCUGGGGUCUCUCUCGGGGUCCACAUCCUGGACACCUGCUCCAGAGAUACAUAUGCACUGGAGCAGGCUCUGGAGUUUGUAAGAGCCUCCCUCACUAAGGUGGACGACACGGAGUUCAUCUGUCCAGACGGAUCUUACGCGCUGCAGGACGACAGCCCGCUCGCAAUCGCUGGAGUCAUAGGUGGAUCCUUCAGCAGCGUCUCCAUACAGGUUGCCAAUCUUCUCAGGCUCUUUCAGAUUCCUCAGAUAAGCUAUGCUUCGACCAGUGCCAAGCUCAGUGAUAAGACCCGCUACGAUUACUUCGCCCGCACGGUGCCCCCCGACUUCUACCAGGCCAAAGCCAUGGCCGAGAUCCUCCGGUUUUUCAACUGGACAUACGUGUCCACUGUGGCAUCGGAGGGUGAUUACGGUGAAACCGGUAUAGAGGCCUUUGAACAAGAGGCACGCAUGAGGAACAUCUGUAUCGCUACUUCAGAGAAGGUGGGGCGUACGAACGCUAAGAAGUCCUAUGAAGCUGUGAUCCGUCAGCUCCUCCAGAAGCCGAACGCCCGUGUGGCCGUCCUCUUCCUACGUAGCGAUGAUGCCAGAGAGCUGUUGGCAGCAGCUGCCAGGCUUAACACCUCCUUCAUCUGGGUGGCCAGCGACGGCUGGGGUGCACAGGAAAGCAUUGUCAAGGGAAAUGAGGUCAGCGCCGAAGGAGCCAUCACACUUGAACUGGCGGCCAAUCCCUUGCCAGAAUUCAACCGCUACUUCCUCAGCCUGAACCCGGUCAAAAACCAUCGUAAUCCCUGGUUCAGGGAAUUCUGGGAGCAGCGGUUCCAGUGCUCCUUGGGCGGUGGAGGAGCAGGAGGUGUUGGAUUGGGAGAGACGUCUCUCCCGCCGUGUGACAUGGACUUGUCAAUGGACAAGAGUAACUUUGAACCAGAGUCCAAGAUCAUGUUUGUGGUGAACGCGGUGUACGCCAUGGCUCAUGCACUCCAUUAUAUGCAACGCAGCCUGUGCUUCAACACCACCAAGCUGUGCGACAGCAUGAAGGCACUGGAUGGCCGCCGACUCUACAGGGAUUACAUCCUUAAUGUCAGCUUCACAGCCCCUUUCUCUCCUCCAGGCAGUGAGACAGUAGUGAAAUUUGAUUCCCAGGGGGACGGCGUGGGCCGAUACAACAUCUUCAGCUACCAGCGGUCUGCCGAUCGUUACGGUUACGUGCCAGUAGGUGAAUGGGCAGAGACUCUGACUCUAAGCAACGAUCUAAUUCACUGGCCCAGAGAAGUGGUGCCCACCUCGCAGUGCAGCGACCCAUGUGAACGCAAUGAGAUGAAGAAAAUGCAGGCAGGCGAGUACUGCUGCUGGAUCUGUACAGCCUGUGAGCCUCAUGAAUACCUGGCUGAUGAGUUCACCUGCUCGCCCUGCGCUCCUGGCCAGUGGCCCACUGAUGAGCUGACGUCCUGUUACGACCUUCCCGAGGACUAUAUCAUGUGGGAAGAUGCCUGGGCUAUUGGUCCAAUUACUAUCGCCUGUGUAGGGUUCAUGUGCACCGGUAUGGUGUUCUGGGUGUUUGUCCGACACAACAACACACCGCUGGUGAAAGCUUCAGGCAGAGAGCUGUGUUACAUCCUCCUCUCAGGAGUCUUCAUGUCCUACGCCAUGACUUUCCUCUUCUUGGCCAAACCCUCUCCUGCCAUCUGUGCCCUGCGGCGCCUCGGCCUGGGCACUUCGUUCGCUGUCUGCUACUCCGCCCUCCUCACCAAAACAAACAGAAUCGCCAGGAUUUUCAAUGGCGUGAAAGACGGAGCGGGUGCAGUGAGACCACGCUUCAUUAGCCCCUCCUCUCAGGUGUUCAUCUGUCUGAGUUUAAUCUCCGUCCAGUUGGUGAUGGUGUCCGUGUGGCUGCUGCUGGAAGUUCCUGGGACGCGGCGCUUCACGUUACCAGAGCGACGACAGACUGUCAUCCUCAAGUGUAACGUACGGGACUCCAGCAUGCUGUUUUCACUGGGAUACGACGUGCUCCUGGUCAUCCUGUGUACUGUGUAUGCCUUCAAGACCAGGAAGUGCCCCGAGAACUUCAAUGAAGCCAAGUUUAUUGGAUUCACCAUGUACACCACCUGUAUCAUUUGGCUGGCCUUUCUCCCCAUCUUCUAUGUUACAUCCAGUGACUACAGGGUUCAGACCACCACCAUGUGUAUCUCAGUCAGUCUGAGUGGCUUUGUGGUCCUGGGCUGUAUGUUUGCUCCCAAGGUCCAUAUCAUCAUGUUCCAGCCCCAGAAGAAUGUGACCAGCCACAGGCUUAACCUCAAUCGCUUCAGUGUCAGCGGGGCUGCCACCACAUACGCAUCUCACGCUUCUGUCAGCGCCCACCAAGUCCCAACCGUGUGCAACGGGAGAGAAAUUGUCGACUCCACUACUUCCUCUCUGUGACCACAU